AAGAUGCAAAUGGCUACAAAGAGCGCCUGUUUGAAAUAAGAUGUCUAAACGGCAAAUUUUCAUCAACGAAGGGAGAUGUACGAAAUGUUAUCGGUUUUAACUCCAAACCAAGAAUCAUCUUCGUCCACAAUGUCAUUUGGUGUGGCGUCGUUCAGCAUCGAGGAAAAGCCUAUGUACUUUUAUAGAGCGCGAGGACUCUGUCAUGUGGCUUUGUAUGCUGCGCGCCAAGUUAUGCCUGGAGACGAGGGUCGGCAGGAUUUAACCAGGUUGCGUUUCGACGUCCCGAGGUUAAGGCUGCGGGGAAACGACGAACCCAGGAUGCCGAAAAUAUCCUCUGUGCUUCUAGAGUGAUAUAGGGGUCGCGUCGACGCGAUAAGACGUAGAAUUUAGAAGAUACGCCCCCAUCUAUCGAGCUGCAGUUAACCUUCGAACGCAGCGCCCCCUCCUGGCCGAAGCCCGGACUAAGGACGAACUUUCGACGGCUGUUUGAAUCAAGACACUUAUAUUAAAAUGAAGGUUAGUCUUUUAUACAUUUUUUCUCCGCCUUCAUAUCACCUUAAUGUGUGUAGAUAAGAAGUCAGAAGCACCCCGUAUAGUCAAAGAAUUAUGUAUAUCAGCUGGCACGUUUCUAAAGACUUAUUUUUGAGUUAUAAUAUGAAUUACCAAAUGAAUUGUUGCUUCAUGGUAUCUUGAUGAAAUUCUAAGAGUGCUGUAUCGUUACUUGACAGAUCGGCGUGUGAUUAAAAGAUCUCAAGGGAAGGAGCGAAUGGCUAUCAACGGAGAGUACAAGGAGACGAUGACUCUGAGGAUCGGAAGAUGGGAAAUCAAUGUCGUCCAGUAUUUGCAACGAUGUAAUUGGAAGACUGGUAUACCGUCACAUUUGCACUGUACGGGAGAGAUCCAUUAAGCGCUAACAAAUGCCGUCAUGUCCUCAUCUCGGCAGCUGGCGGUCUGGAUGUGGCCGCUGGCCUCGAGAAUGGUGGUCUCUAAGUUCCUCGUAAUUCCUGCAAAGCGGAUCAUCGUUCCAAUCCUUUUGGCAAUUGUCAUGACUAAUUCUCCAUGUGCCACUCGGUACGCCUCACGGAUCGUCGAGACGAAAAGUGGACAGAUCCGAGGAAUACUUCAGGAUCUGAACAGCCAUCACCUAGAUCCGGUGGAAGUGUUUCGAGGUAUACCCUAUGCUGCACCACCCACACAAAAUUUACGGCUUAAACCUCCGGCAGCUCCUAAAUCCUGGUCAGGUGUAAAGCUUGCGGACACUUUCGGUGCCGUUUGUCCCCAAAAGUAUCCAGAUAUCAGCAAUGCUUCGUCAGCAAUGGGACAAAUGCCGCGUGGCCGAUAUCUCCAGCUCCUCCGUCUGCUGACCCACCUGCGCAAUCAGAGCGAGGAUUGCUUGUAUUUGAAUCUGUACAUUCCAGGAAGUGGGUCACGAGGCUUGGAAGCUCCAUAUGCAGUAAUGGUGUACAUCCAUGGGGAAAGCUUCGAAUGGGGAUGUGGAAACAUUUAUGAUGGCUCUGUGCUGGCCAGCGCUGGACACGUAAUCGUCAUCACCGUUAAUUAUCGUCUAGGAAUCCUAGGUACAUCAAUUUCGCGAACCAUCGUACAUAAUUUUACGUGGGUCCACCAAAACAUAGCGGCAUUUGGUGGCGAUCCAAGCAGAAUCACAUUGUUGGGCCACGAUACUGGAGCGGUAUUGGUGAACCUCCUCUUACUUGCUCCUUACGGAAAAGAUCUGUUUCACCGUGUUGUCUUGUUAAGCGGCUCGGCAUUAAGCCCUUGGGCUUCUGUCCUGGACCCUAUGAGUCUCCGUGUUAUCGUCGCCGAACAAUUGGGAUGUUCCGUUAACGUUAACGACGAUAUCGCCGAUUGCCUUCGCCAAGUACCCCUCCAGACGAUUCAAGCGGUCGAGCUUCCGGAAAUAAGGUUCAUGCCCAGGAUUGGACCGAGUUUGCCUGUUGAUGAAAAUAAUCCAGACCCAGGCCUUGACAUGGAAAGAGCUAGCGAUGCUUUCAUCAAAGUCCCCAUGAUCCUAAGUGUUGCUACGGCAGAGUCUUACUUAGACUUUAACGAAGACGACAUUCAGUACGGCUUCGAGGAGGAACAACGCAAUCGGAUUCUAAGAACGUUCAUUAGGAACGCCUACGUCUAUCACCUGAACGAAAUUUUUUCAGCUAUUCGAAAUGAAUACACGGAUUGGGAUAAGCCAGUACUCCAUCCUAUCAACAUUCGCGAUGCGACUAUGGAAGCCCUGAGCGAUGGCCACACCGCAGCUCCUAUAACCCGAAUUGCUUUUUACCAUGCUCGAAGAGGAGCUAAAACGUACUUCUGCCACUUCAGUUAUCAAACGAAAGACAGCGACUACGUUCAAAGACUGGGCAGCGUGCGUGGCGAAGACAUACCGUAUCUCUUUGGGUUGCCCCUUAAUGCCGGCGGAUCGUUCUUCCCCCAAAACUACUCUAAGCACGAUCAAAGCGUGGCGGAGGUAGUGCUCACAUUCUUCACGAAUUUCGCGAAAACUGGAAAUCCCAAUGAGCCGCACAAUAUUGAAUCAGUUGAUUACGGGGCCGUGAAAGAGAAGACUCGCUUUCGCGGCCUGAUAUGGGAGCAAUACGAGACUGGCACGCAGCAAUAUUUAAUGAUCGCUGCUAGGCCAAAAAUGAGGAGUCAUUAUCGCGGGCACAAAAUGGCUGUAUGGUCGAAUUUGAUACCUCAACUCCAUCACCCAGGAGAUGAAGAUGUCUCGAUGAAACAUCAUCAUUUCCGCGAGAGGGAAGAACACUUCUAUGCCGGACCUGUGCGAGACGAGUGGUAUACGCCUGUUUCCUUAUCCAGAACUUCAAGAACGGGUGAAGUCACAACGAUUGCCUGCACCACGCCUAUUAGUCAGGAAGUAAUAACCGAAAACAUUACCGCGAGGCUGAACGACAUGGAGGACAAGGUGGAACAGCUUCACAGAUUGACGUCCCGACCGUAUUACAGUACCACGACAGCACUGACAAUUACAGUCGGCGUUGGGUGCAUUCUGCUGGCCCUCAAUAUGAUAGUAUUUGCUGGCAUCUAUUACCAGCGAUACCGAGACAAGAAGAAGACCGCAGCCGAGCAACCGAGGCACCAAGAAUCGCUGACCAGUGCCAAGGAUUCGGUGAAGCCAGCAGAAAACCCUGAAGAGCCUCCACCUUCAUACACGAUUCUGGCCACCAAUCCUGACGUUACAAAAGGACAGGAACCCGUUCAACAACACUGCUCAGGGAACACGGGAGAAGCGAAGACUGCACACUCGAUUUCUCAGUUGGAUUCCGAACAAAAGGACCCGAAAACGUCCGCCGAUACGCCAAAUCCAUUAACCGCCACGAUCGGAACUAUUAAGAAGCGCGUGCAAAUACAGGAGAUAUCAGUGUAGACCUGCGGAUUCUUUUUCAUUCUGCCCCGUUAAACAACACAAUUUUGUAAUACCAGCUGAGUUUCUGUUUCGAAGAAACUAUACCAAGUAUCACCAUGUCGAACUCUGUAAUGAACACUGGAAAUGGGAAUCUGAUAAAAG
Orussus abietinus is the source of this 3541-nucleotide messenger RNA. It is a transcript of the gene NLG-5, whose product is annotated as neuroligin-4, X-linked. Gene Ontology annotation, molecular function: signaling receptor activity; neurexin family protein binding. NCBI's taxonomy places the organism in Eukaryota, Metazoa, Arthropoda, Insecta, Hymenoptera, Orussidae. Bases 926 to 3400 code for a protein of 824 amino acids. The transcript has 11 exons. The record is from RefSeq and is a predicted model, not a curated record. Gene Ontology annotation, cellular component: synapse; cell surface; postsynaptic membrane. Gene Ontology annotation, biological process: neuron cell-cell adhesion; chemical synaptic transmission; synaptic vesicle endocytosis.